Triticum aestivum (bread wheat) is the source of this 1173-nucleotide messenger RNA. RefSeq lists its product as uncharacterized. Lineage: Eukaryota; Viridiplantae; Streptophyta; Magnoliopsida; Poales; Poaceae. Gene Ontology annotation, molecular function: receptor serine/threonine kinase binding. The transcript has 3 exons. The coding region runs from base 463 to 783 and encodes 106 amino acids. The record is from RefSeq and is a predicted model, not a curated record.
CCAAGAAAGAGAGGAGGAAAGCGCGGCGAGCAAGGCAAAGCUAGCUGUGAGUAAUCCUCCAACGGGCCUGGGCUGACGAUCACCUCACCUGCUCAGCAACACGCAGUCGUCGUCCCAUCACCAGCUGUGCCUCACGUCAUCACAGCGGAAUCCCCGGGCGCACCCCAGCACCCAUCUAGGUCACUGCGCACGGGACCCACCCAGCCCCCCGUAACGGCGAAGCGGAGCCUCUCCUGCCGCCCGGCCCAAUCAGAGCGGCCGGACGCCCGCCACAUGUCCCGCGGCACGUGAGACCCCGUACGGGGGAAGCGCAAAAGACCUCGCCCCUGCGGCGCGUCUGGACGGACGGAAGGAGGAUCGGAACGGAACAGAACAGCAAAGCCUCUCUCCCAGUUUACUUCGGGUUCGUUCCUCCGGCGGCCGCCUGCACGGAGCCCGGCGCCGGGGCCAAGGCCGGAUUGGAUGGCUCAUGCCGCCCACGCGAGGUCGCGCUGCGUCGUCGCGCUGCUCUUCGCCGUCGCCGUCUUCCUCGCCUGCUUGCCGCCCGCCGCCACCGCCUCCGCCUCCUCGUCUUCCCGGGCAGCGGCGGCGGCAUUGCAACGAGUCGAGAUGGCGGCCAUGUACACCCCGCAGGACCUGCAGGAGAAGCCGGAUGUGACCAAGGACGCGGAGGAGGACGUGAGCACGACGGGGUUCGGCGCGGAGGAGGAGAGGGAGGUGCCCACCGGGCCGGACCCCAUCCACCACCACGGCAGGGGACCCAGGCGCCGGCAGUCGCCCUGAUCGGCAGACGACGAGGAUGCUUCCGUGGGUCGGUUCGUCCAGCGUGAGUGAGCCAUGAAUCAAGAACCAGAUUCUGAUACUAUGUCCUAUGCAUGGGUGCUCUGUUGAAUCUGCACAUUGGAUUCUGAUUCCAUUGUUGUUGUAGGGUACUAAUCAAAGGAAAUGGGGAAGAGCUACAAUUCAUAAUAAGCGUUGUACAAUGAGCUGUUCUUCCCCUAAACAAACUUAUUUGUUAUUCUUAGUUUGUUACUGCUUGCUUGCCUCCCCUGUGAUUUUGCUUUUUUGUGUGGCGUUGAUGUUUAAAUAGAUAACUGGCUCCUGUUUCAAGUGCCUUCUAUACGUUGAUGCAUGAUUGUCCAAUUGAAAUUGGGGCCAAGAAGCAAUAACUCC